AUGGCAGAGAGUGCAGAAGGCAGCAAGGCUUUGCCAGAACGGGUAAAGGACGCAAUCGAGGAUGCUGUCGCCGAGAAGAAGCCCAAGAAGGAGAAAGCUCCCAAGCAGCCCAAGCCACCAAAAGAACCAAAGCCGCAAGGUGCCAAACCGGCCAAACCCGCAAAAACAGAGCCUGUCGCCCCUAUGGACCCGGAAGCCAUGUUCAAGGAGGGCUGGCUGGCAGGUGUGAGACGUGAACGACCUGACGAUGAACAGGUGGUGACUCGUUUCCCCCCCGAGCCUAAUGGCUACCUCCACAUUGGCCAUAGUAAGGCUAUUGCAAUCAAUUUUGGAUUCGCCAAGUUCUGGGGUGGCAAAUGCAACCUGAGAUACGAUGACACCAACCCGGAGGCAGAAGAAGAGGUAUAUUUUACUGCCAUUGAGGAUAUCGUCAGAUGGCUUGGUUUCGAUCCUGCCCUCAUCACCUACUCCAGUGACUGCUUUGACAAACUUUAUGAAUUGGCAGAGAAAUUGAUCAUAUUGGAUGGUGCCUACGUAUGCCACUGCACUGAUGAACAACUAAAAGAUCAGCGAGGCGGAACAGAUGUAAAGAAUAAACAUGAGCGGUACGCAUGUCCACACCGGAAUCGGCCAAUUGAAGAGUCUCUCUCCGAGUUUCGAGCAAUGAGGGAUGGCAAAUACAAGCCCAAAGAAGCAUUUUUGCGCAUGAAACAGGACCUUACAGAUGGAAAUCCACAAAUGUGGGACCUGGUGGCAUAUCGAGUUCUUGAAAAGCCACAUCACCGUACGGGCAACAAAUGGAGAAUCUAUCCCACAUAUGACUUCACACACUGUCUCUGUGACAGCUUUGAAGGCAUUACCCAUUCACUCUGCACAACGGAAUUUAUCCUAUCCCGAGUGUCGUAUGAGUGGCUGAAUAACACAGUCAAUGUCCCCCACAAGCCCAUGCAGAGAGAGUAUGGGCGCUUGAAUGUGACGGGCACUGUCCUGUCCAAGCGAAAAAUCAAGAAGCUGGUCGACGAAAAGAUAGUCAAUGGGUGGGAUGAUCCAAGGUUGUACACUCUCGUUGCUCUACGCCGGAGGGGUAUCCCACCAGGAGCAAUUCUGUCUUUUGUCAAUGAACUAGGUGUCACGACUGCGAAGAUCAAUAUUCAAAUCAAGAGAUUCGAGCAGUCCGUGCGGAAAUAUCUCGAAUCUACUGUGCCUCGCCUCAUGGUGGUUUUGGACCCAAUCCCGGUCGUCAUCGAUGAUUUACCAGACGACCAUUAUGAAGAAUUCGAAAAUGGAUUCGGUCCCAAAGACGUCGACAUGGGAUCACACAAACUUCCGUUCACAAAGACGGUGUAUAUCGACCGAGAUGAUUUCAGAGAGGAAGAUAGCAAAGACUUUUUCAGGAUGGCUCCAGGGAAACCUGUAGGGUUAUUGAAAGUCCCUUAUCCCGUCAUAGCCACAAGUUUCAAGAAGAAUGAAGCCACAGGCCUCGUGACCGAGGUUCAUGCGAAAUAUGAUAAGCCGGCCGAGGGAGAGAAACCGAAAAAGCCGAAAGCGUACAUUCAUUGGGUUGCUAACGCACCUGAACAUGGCUCACCCAUUAAUUGUGAGGUGCGAGUCUUCCAACCGCUCUUCAAGUCAGAAAAUCCUGACGCUGUAGAGCCAAGCUUUAUGGCAGACUUGCGAGAGGAUAGUCUGAAUGUAUAUCCCAAUGCGGUUGCAGAGGUUGGCUUGAAGGAGAUUCGUGAACGAGCACCAUGGCCGGAGGAGGCGGGCGAGAAAAGGGGACGGGCUGGAUUCGAGUCGGUCCGAUUCCAAGCAAUGCGGACUGGAUAUUUCUGUCUAGACAGCGACACGGAUGAGACAUCGGGGAGGAUUGUUCUCAACCGGAUCGUCGGGCUCAAGGAAGACACGGGCAAAAAUGUAUGA
Molecule: messenger RNA, 1920 nt
Organism: Exophiala aquamarina CBS 119918
Lineage: Eukaryota; Fungi; Ascomycota; Eurotiomycetes; Chaetothyriales; Herpotrichiellaceae
Product: glutaminyl-tRNA synthetase
Exons: 1
Coding region: 1-1920 (639 amino acids)
Biological process (GO): glutaminyl-tRNA aminoacylation; translation
Cellular component (GO): cytoplasm; cytosol
Molecular function (GO): ATP binding; glutamine-tRNA ligase activity
Source: RefSeq, a predicted model, not a curated record